AUGCCUCUACGUCUCCCUCCGCAGACACAGGCUCUUAGCAGCCCGACAUUCAGGCCUCCUCCUCUCGACGGCUCAUUGACCCUGCCUGAGAUGUACGACAUGCAUUACAGCCACACCCCACACCAUCCUCUCUUCGUCUUCGCGGAUAGCCAAGGAGUUACCCAUGAGAUACUAUGGCCUACCGCAGUAUGCGCAGUGCAUCAAGUCGGUCAUAUUCUAUGGCCAAGAGUCGGCAGUCCCAUUUCAGCUGGCCGACGUCCCAUCGUAGCGAUUCUCGCAGCAUCUGAUACCAUCACAUACUUCACGGUCAUGGUCGGGAUCAUACGAGCCGGAUACGCGGCUUUUCUGAUCUCUACGAGAAACUCGUCCGCUGCCAUCGCUCAUCUCCUGGGCAAAGCAGCAAGCGGCCUAGUCAUCACCGCUUUCAUGCCGUGCACUCCAGCUGUCGCUCCCACACCCGAGAAUGUUAUUAAAGGAGCCCUCGACUGCGAAAGCGAUAUUGUUUUCUGUGUUCCGAGCUUCGCAGAAGCGUGGUCACGCAACGCAGCAUAUGUCGACAGUUGCCUUUACGACGGUGGCCCACUUUCUAAGGAAGCGGGCGAUAAUCUUACUCGAGAGGGUGUUUCUGUGUUUACACUCUAUCGAUGGUAA
Molecule: messenger RNA, 651 nt
Organism: Gloeophyllum trabeum ATCC 11539
Lineage: Eukaryota; Fungi; Basidiomycota; Agaricomycetes; Gloeophyllales; Gloeophyllaceae
Exons: 5
Coding region: 1-651 (216 amino acids)
Source: RefSeq, a predicted model, not a curated record